This is a messenger RNA of Cajanus cajan (pigeon pea), 2144 nucleotides long. RefSeq names its product ABC-2 type transporter family protein (gene ABCG10). Gene Ontology annotation, cellular component: membrane. NCBI's taxonomy places the organism in Eukaryota, Viridiplantae, Streptophyta, Magnoliopsida, Fabales, Fabaceae. Gene Ontology annotation, molecular function: ATP binding; ATP hydrolysis activity; ABC-type transporter activity. Gene Ontology annotation, biological process: transmembrane transport. The record is from RefSeq and is a predicted model, not a curated record.
AUGGGGUCAACAUUCAAGCCCGUCUCAUGCACCAAAAAAGCUCCAUACAGAAUAGAAACCAAGAAUUUGUCAUACAAGUUGUGCAGCCAGCUUGAUGAAUAUAGAAGUCUUUGUUUUGGUUCCAAUCCAGGGAGAGGUGGCAAGUUCAUUUUGAAGGAUGUGAAUUGUGAGGCAAGGCCGGGGGAGAUAACUGCUAUUGCUGGCCCUAGUGGAGCUGGAAAAACCACACUGCUUGAGAUCCUUGCUGGGAGGAUCCCCCCAUGUAAAGUGUCAGGCCAAGUGCUUGUGAAUCAUAGGCCUAUGGAUGUGAACCGGUUUAGAAGAACAUCAGGGUAUGUCACACAAGAAGAUGCUUUGUUCCCAUCACUGACAGUUAGAGAGACACUCAUGUAUAGUGCCAUGCUGAGGCUUCCUGUGGGGAGAAAAGUUGCUGCCGCAAGAGUGUCAGAGUUGAUGAAGGAGCUUGGGUUGGACCACGUUGCAGAUUCAAGAAUUGGAGGUGGAUCAGAUCACGGCAUAUCCGGUGGCGAAAGGCGACGAGUUUCCAUAGGUGUGGACUUGGUUCAUGACCCUGCAGUUAUUUUGAUUGAUGAACCAACUUCAGGGUUGGAUUCAGCGUCAGCUCUUAGUGUUGUCUCAUUGCUUAGACUUGUGGCAUUUAACCAAGGUAAGACAAUUGUUUUAACUAUCCACCAACCUGGUUUCAGAAUCUUGGAGCUUUUUGAUGGCCUCAUUUUGCUGUCUGAUGGAUUUGUGAUGCAUAAUGGAUCAUUGAGUCUUCUUAAGACUGGCCUCAAGUUAGCAGGGCACCACAUUCCGGAUCAUGUCAAUGUCCUUGAGUUUGCUCUUGAUGUCAUGCAAAGCUUGGUUAUACAUACUCCAGAAUCUGGGGACAACCAGUUUCUGCUCAAAUACAAAGAGAACCAAGGUCACAAAACAAUGACGCAGUACUCUAAGGUUGUCAAAGAGAGGGCACUUAAGUACUCGAAUUCUCCAAUGGAGGAGAUUUCAAUCCUGGGACAAAGAUUUUGCUGCAACAUAUUCAGAACCAAGCAACUCUUUGUCACCAGGGUCAUACAGGCUUUAGUAGCUGGUUUUGUACUGGGGAGCAUAUUUUUUGAUGUUGGCAAUCAACGAAGUCAUGUAGCAUUGCAAACAAGAAGUGGCUUCUUUGCUUUCAGCCUUACCUUUUUGUUAUCAUCAACAACAGAAGGCCUGCCCAUUUUCUUGGAGGAGAGAAGAACUUUUAUCAGAGAGACUUCAAGAGGAGCUUAUAGAGUUUCUUCCUAUGUUUUAUCAAACACCCUUGUGUUCGUUCCUUUCCUUCUAUUGGUUGGUCUUCUGUUCUCUACACCAGUUUAUUGGCUGGUAGGAUUAAGGAAAGGCAUUGAUGGUUUCCUUUACUUCUCCUUAGUGGUUUGGUUGGUCCUACUCAUGUCGAAUUCUCUUGUGGCUUGUUUCAGUGCUAUAGUGCCAAAUUUCAUCCUGGGAACCUCAGUGAUUGCAGGUCUAAUGGGGUCUUUCUUUCUAUUCUCAGGGUAUUUCAUAUCCAAGGAAAAAAUACCAUGUUACUGGAUUUUUAUGCACUAUUUGAGCCUAUUCAAGUAUCCAUUUGAGUGUCUUAUGAUAAAUGAGUAUGGGGGAGAGCAAGGGAAAACAAGAUGCUUAGAAGUUAGAAAUGGAAAAUGCAUACUUUAUGGAGUUGAAUUCUUGAGACAACAGGGUCUGAAAGAUUCACAAAAAUGGACCAAUUUGGCUGUAAUGUUGAGCUUCAUAGUGGGGUAUAGAGUGCUUAGCUUUUUUAUUCUUUGGUUCCGAUGUUACAGGACCAGAAACUAGAUCAGAUUUACAACAGUUUUAGUUUUAGGUACUCGUUACAGUCCUUACGCGGAUUUUAAUCUAUUUUUUUCAUCAAUGACAAUGCAUAGUUCAUACUUACAGGCAGCAAAAAUCUAUCAUUAUUUGUAUCAAUAAAAAAAGGCUAUCAACUAUUGUUCUGAUUCUUCUGAAUUUUCCAUGCUGCCAUGAUCUCCUUCACGGCUUCAUCAUGUGCAACUAUUUGCACGUAAUACCUACAGUGCUUUUUAUUCCAAGACAAAUAGUGUAUACAUUAUUAAGUCAAGAACGAGAAUGGUGGAAAAUAG